Molecule: messenger RNA, 432 nt
Organism: Amoebophrya sp. A25
Lineage: Eukaryota; Dinophyceae; Syndiniales; Amoebophryaceae
Source: the annotation of a GenBank genome assembly
CUACUUUGCAACCCCUGACUGUGGAUCAGGAGGAGCACCAUUUCGAGCGCACUCCAUCAGCACCACCCGUUGUAUCUUCAUCAGGGACAUCUUCAUCUUCUUCGAGGAGCACAAGGACGCCUCAAGAGAACAGGGAACAAGACCAUGGGGCGACUGGGAUGAGUUUUAGUGAUCAGGUGAUUGUGCUGCCACCUGCUCCAGCCACAUGGUCCAUCUCUGCUCCGCCUCCGAGACUUGUCCCCUCUGAGGUAGCUGCUGGUCCCACUGGAGGUGGCCCCUCUGCGUCUGCUUUGUUCUCUUCUUCUAGCACUUCUUCUUCUGCAACCUCGAAACACCCAAUAAUACCUCCUACAGCUACAGCAGCUACAGUCAAUGACUCAAGUAAUACUACCCGUAAACCAGCAGCUGGACCAGCACGACUUCGCAUGAGCA